Messenger RNA from Paramecium sonneborni, 1018 nucleotides. Lineage: Eukaryota; Ciliophora; Oligohymenophorea; Peniculida; Parameciidae. The record is from the annotation of a GenBank genome assembly.
UGAUGAAGUCGAACAACGAAAACAAUUAUGUUAGAGUAUCAUACAAUAACUUUGUAACAACACGAAAUCGAUAAUUUGGUAAUGAAAUAACAAACAUUUAACGUCAACCAACUCGAUCUACAUCAUAAUUCAUCUGUUCUAAACCAAUGUUAAAAAUUGAAGAAGAAACAGCUCUCCCUGUUCCUGAAUUAGUAAAUCCGUAUGUUGGUGAUAUUUUUGAAUAUCUACGUGUUAAUCAACAUAAAUUCUUAUGUUAGACUCCAUUUUACAUGAACUUACAAUUAGACAUUACUAAUCAGAUGCGUUCAAUUCUAAUAGAUUGGCUUGUAGAUGUUCAUCUUAAAUUUAAAUUAUAAUCUGAAACACUCUAUAUGUCAAUCAAUUUAAUUGAUCGAUAUCUGGCUAAAAAUACUAUCAUGCGAAAUAAACUACAAUUAGUUGGAAUUGCUUCUCUCUUCAUAGCAUCUAAAUAUGAAGAAAUUUAUGCACCUGAAUUAAAAGAUUUUGUAUGUGUUUGUGACAAUGCUUACACAAAAGAAGAAAUCCUUGGUAUUUAUCAACAUUAUUAUUAUUCCAGAAAUGGAAAGCAAGAUUUUACUAACUAUCUAAUUUCAUUUGACUUUCACUUCCCCACUUAAAUUCUUAGAAAGACAAAUCUCAGGAGCCAAUCUAUGUGAUAAAAUCAAUUUUGCAUCCAGAAUGAUCUUAGAAUUAUCACUUCUAGAUAUUAGAUGUCUUAAGUAUUUAAUAACUUUCUAUAUACAGAUUUUCAUCAUCUUUAUUAGCUACUACUGCUAUUCUAUUGGCUAUUAAUUUACUUCGAUCUCCCUAAGUAUUACCUUCAUCACUUCAUUAUGUUGAUAAUCAAGAAGAUCUUAGACAAUGUUUAUAAGACUUUCUACCUGUUAUUAAAUUAUUAUAAAGUACUAAUAUGACAGCUAUCAAAAGAAAAUAUACUCAAGAUAAGUUUAAUAAGAUUGCAGAAUAAGUUCUCACAAUCUUACAUAAUUAAAAAUGA